Messenger RNA from Megalops cyprinoides (Indo-Pacific tarpon), 1471 nucleotides. RefSeq lists its product as uncharacterized. The record is from RefSeq and is a predicted model, not a curated record. NCBI's taxonomy places the organism in Eukaryota, Metazoa, Chordata, Actinopteri, Elopiformes, Megalopidae. Bases 41 to 730 code for a protein of 229 amino acids. The transcript has 14 exons.
CGCUUAACGCGACUCAGCCCUGACAUCCUGAAGAGCAAACAUGAGGAAUACUUUAUCAAUUUGUCUGUUUUGCGUGACCGCACUGUCUGCAUCCUCUGCUCAGGUGCUGAAUGGCACGGAGGGAGAGAAAGUCAUUUUCCAAGCUGCAGUGAAAACCAUGGGGACUUUUUCAUUCAACGGUGCUGUCAUAGGAGACGUCACCAAUGGUCAGGGCACGCUUAACCUUGAUAGGAGGUUCACAGGCAGACUGCAGUGGGACAGCAGCACUGGACUCUUCUCCAUCACUGACCUGAAGAAGGAGGAUUCUGGAGAGUACAGAGUGCAGAAUAACGAUGAAGGCCAACCAAAGCUGUCUGUAUACAAGCUGACUGUAUACACCCAAAAUGAAGUUCUCAAAGGGGAAAUCAGAAAACUUGAGGGCAAACUCGGAGAACUCGGAGACCAAGACAGACAUUUCGAAGGCAAACUCGGAGAACUCGGAGGCAAACUCGGAGAACUCGGAGGUGAAAUCGGAGGACUUAAAGGCGGCAUCAUUGCUGUCAGCGUCCUGGUCAUACUCUGUGCUGCAGUAGUGUUUUUAUUCGUAAUUCGCCGUCAGCGUCAGCUGAAAAACGACAUGGAAGAGCUCCUCAGAGACAAAGAAUUGAAAAGAGAUGGUGUCAGAGGGAUUGAGGAUGGAGAGUCUUCAAAAAUGAUGAGACAGGAGGGUGUUAUGGACACAGAAAUGUGAUCCCAGCCAUGGAACCCAGCUGAAGGACUUGUGUCCCCUGAAGAUGCCACUUUGCUCACAGUCAUGAGCUCUCAGUUAGUCCCAGCUUUGAUCCUUCUGUUUUUUUCAGAAUCCACUGAGCUCAAUCCCACUGAGGGUUUGAGUGGGUGAUGUGCUUCUGUGUGUCUAUAAGUUCUGUCCCUCCUUUUCACAUACAGAUAUCUGUGCACAUCUGUGUCUGCGUAGUUUUUUCAGCCAGAGAUUCAUUGUACUGAUCUCCCCUUCAUUAAUGCUGCUAUCAGUGAAGUUGUAGUGUCUCUUUUCAGAAAUUCAGUUUAUUCUAUUUGAAACAACUGCCAAAGCUUCCAUUUACUGAGUAGUCAGGACACCUGUGUAUAUGAUGUUAAUUUUAAAAACAUAUGUGAAGAAUAACAGAAGAAUAACUUGAUCUGAUUUACUGCAUACAGUAAAGCAGGGCUCAUUCUCAGUCCUCAUCAGUUCAUUAAUAUUGUAACACAGAUGUGUGUAUGAGGAGUGAGACUGUAGCCCAGUGCAGGGCUUCCCAAUCCUGCUCUUACUGCCUGUGUGCAGGUUUCCCUUUCAUAUCAGCUCUCUUUCACUGAGCUGUUCAUUGAGCCUUUAACUGGGCAUUUUGUGAGGAUUAAUUAGCAGCAGAAAGAAAUUUAGUAUUGGAAUGUGAACAAGAUGUACACUAGGGUCCAAAAUUAUUGUGACACCUGGGCAUUUUGUGGUUAAGUGUGG